UCAGGUGGUUCUCAGGUAAAUAUAUCAGGUGAUUCUCAGGUAAAUAUAUCAGGUGGUGUCUGUCUCUGAAGGUGGACCGUCGCUCAUCAUGCUGUCCCUGUGACCACGAGAGCGCAGGACACUUCCUGUGACACGCUUUUGUUCCUGUUUUCUGAUUGGCUCACGCUCACUUCCUAUCAGCAUGCAGCUGACCUAUCAGCAGCUUCCGGCUCAGCUGAGGCGGAGUUCCAGGCUCAGGAAACUGACGGCCGCACUGCUCGCCGCCUACGCCUUCAAGAGACUGUCCCUGUACAUCUGGAAGAGGGGGAGCGCAGCAGGUAAACAGCCGAGUCGAGCUAACCUACCUGUGGGCGUGGUCAGCACUGUGGACAAGAAAAAGAGAGCCAGCAAGUCUCCGUCAGUAAACAGGGACUUCCUGUUGAGGUUGUCCCGCCUCCUGAAGCUCUUGUUUCCACGGUUACUGUGUCCAGAGGUCGGCCUGCUCGCCCUGCACUCUCUCACCCUGAUGUCCAGGACCUUCCUGUCCAUCUACGUAGCAGCUCUGGAUGGUCUGAUAGUGAGGAGCAUCGUGCAGCAGGCUCCGCAGCUCUUCUUCCUGCAGCUCUCUAAGUGGAUCCUCGUCUCUCUUCCUGCCACCUUCAUCAACUCCUGCAUCAGGUUCCUGGAGGGCCAGCUGGCCCUGCGCUUCAGGGGCCGCUUAGUGGACCAUUCCUACCAGCUGUACUUCAACAACCAGACAUAUUACCGAGUCAGCAACAUGGACGGCCGUCUCUGUAACCCUGACCAGUCCCUCACUGAGGACAUUGUGAUGUUCACCACAUCGGUCGCUCACCUCUACUCCAACCUCACCAAACCCAUCCUGGACGUCGUGGUCACCUGCUACACCCUGCUGGGCACCGCGCAGUCCAAAGGAGCGAACACCACAUGGCCCUCGGUGAUCGCUGGCCUGGUGGUGGUUCUGACGGCUAAAGUCCUGCGCUCCUGCUCUCCCCGGUUUGGAAAGCUGGUGGCCGAGGAGGCGAAGAGGAAAGGAGAUCUGAGGUACAUGCACUCCCGCAUCAUCGCGAACUCUGAGGAGAUCGCCUUCUAUCGAGGACACAAGAUAGAGCUGUCCCAGCUGCAGAGGAGCUACUUCUCGCUCUCCUCUCAGAUCCAUCAGAUCCUGCUGAAGCGUCUCUGGUACGUCAUGCUGGAGCAGUUCCUCAUGAAGUACGUGUGGAGCGGCGCCGGCCUGCUGAUGGUGGCUGUACCCAUCAUCACCGCCACCGGAUACUCCGAGUACGACUCUGAGGAGGUGAAGCAGGCGGCUCUGGAGAUGCAGGAGGAGGAUCUGAUGAGUGAAAGGACUCAGGCCUUCACCACGGCCCGGAGCCUCCUGAACGCUGCUGCUGACGCCGUGGAAAGGAUCAUGAGCUCCUACAAGGAGGUCACGGAGCUGGCCGGUUACACGGCUCGAGUCUCUGAGAUGUUGGACGUGUAUACAUAUAUACAUAUGUGUAUAUAUACAUAUAUGUAUAUAUACACAUAUGUAUAUAUAUAUAUGUGUAUAUAUACAUAUAUAUAUAUAUAUAUAUGUAUACAUAUAUAUAUAUAUAUGUAUACAUAUAUAUAUAUAUAUAUAUAUAUAUAUGUGUAUAUUUAUCUCUUCCCACCUGCAGGUUAGGUGAUCAGUGUGGAGAAUGGGAUUCGUUGUGAGAAUCUGCCAAUCAUCACACCAACCGGAGACGUGGUUGUUUCAAGUCUCAACAUCCAGGUGGAUGACAGGAUGGAUGUUCUGAUCACCGGUCCAAACGGCUGUGGGAAGAGUUCUCUGUUCAGGAUCCUCAGCGGCCUGUGGCCCGUCUACAGUGGAACCCUGUACCGCCCAGAACCAGAACACAUGUUCUACAUCCCUCAGAGGCCCUACAUGUCGGAGGGCUCCCUGAGGGAGCAGCUGAUCUACCCGGACUGUGAGGAGCAGAUGCAGCAGAGGAGGCUCUCAGACUCAGACCUGCUGCAGAUCCUCCACACCGUCAACCUCACCUACAUCCUGGACCGGGAGGGGGGUUGGGGGGCAGUGAGGGACUGGAGGGACGUCCUGUCGGGGGGGGAGAAGCAGAGGCUGGGCAUGGCCCGCAUGUUCUACCACCGUCCGCGCUACGCUCUGCUGGACGAGUGUACGAGCGCCGUCAGCAUCGACGUGGAGGGACAGAUCUUCCAGGCUGCAAAGGAUGCUGGGAUAUCUCUGCUGUCAAUCACACACAGACCCUCCCUGUGGAAGUACCACUCCCACCUGCUGCAGUUUGAUGGGGAGGGGGGAUGGAGAUUUGAGCGUCUGGAUGCCUCAACCCGCCUGUCUCUGCAGGAGGAGAAGCAGCGCCUCGAGAAUCAGCUGUCCGGAGUUCCCAGAAUGCAACAGAGACUGGAGGAGCUGCAUGGGCUGCUGCGGGGUGGUGGGGUUGAUCUGAUGAGCAAGUAAAAGAUUGGAACCACAUUUCAA
This is a messenger RNA of Eleginops maclovinus (Patagonian blennie), 2479 nucleotides long. It is a transcript of the gene abcd1, whose product is annotated as ATP-binding cassette, sub-family D (ALD), member 1. Gene Ontology annotation, cellular component: peroxisomal membrane. The record is from RefSeq and is a predicted model, not a curated record. Gene Ontology annotation, molecular function: ATP binding; long-chain fatty acid transmembrane transporter activity; ATP hydrolysis activity. Lineage: Eukaryota; Metazoa; Chordata; Actinopteri; Perciformes; Eleginopidae. Gene Ontology annotation, biological process: peroxisome organization; long-chain fatty acid import into peroxisome; very long-chain fatty acid catabolic process.